Molecule: messenger RNA, 624 nt
Organism: Lithohypha guttulata
Lineage: Eukaryota; Fungi; Ascomycota; Eurotiomycetes; Chaetothyriales; Trichomeriaceae
Gene: ORM1
Product: sphingolipid homeostasis protein orm1
Exons: 3
Coding region: 1-624 (207 amino acids)
Biological process (GO): sphingolipid biosynthetic process; ceramide metabolic process; intracellular sphingolipid homeostasis
Cellular component (GO): endoplasmic reticulum membrane
Source: RefSeq, a predicted model, not a curated record
AUGACCUCCCAUACCACUCUGCAUCGAACCAUUUCCUUCACCCCCGAUGCCAAACUUGCUCCGCCAGAGAACUCGAGUAUGAGCUCAACAACCAAGACAGGCAGAAGGCGGAGAUCCAGCAGUAUAAUAUACCAGGAGCCCCCAGAGACGGUCGAACAGAUCAGCGACCAGGCCGUUAACCCGAACCUCAAUUCGCAAUGGGUCAAUGCAAAAGGCGCCUGGACGAUUCACCCUGUCAUAAUAAUCGGUCUCAAGAUCUUCUUUGAUAUCAUCCCAGGUGUCACUCAGGAGAUCUCCUGGACCCUCACCAACAUCACAUAUAUGACAGGCUCGUAUCUGAUGUUUCACUGGGUCAGAGGUGUACCAUUCGAGUUCAACGCUGGAGCCUAUGAUCACCUAAACAUGUGGGAGCAAAUCGACAACGGGGACCAGUACACGCCGGCGAAGAAGUUUCUACUGACGGUACCUAUUGUGCUGUUCCUGUUGAGUACUCAUUAUACACACUACGACCUCACCUACUUCAUCAUCAACUUUUUAGCGCUGAUGGCUGUUGUGAUACCAAAAUUACCAUUGGCACAUAGAAUGAGAUUUGCACCCUUUUCCGGAGCACCACCAGACGAUUAA